CCGGAGCUGUUCAUUGACCGUCUCUCUCGCUCUUUGCUUUCUACUCGACAUCCGAGGACGAACAGAGAGCUGGUUUAUCUUUCAUCGCGGGCCAAAACAGACUUCCUGAGGCAGCAACUCCUUCUUCCCGCUCGUGCAAUGCGCUUCACGGCAUAGCCGAGUGGAAGGUCGCUGAAUCCCCGCAUCGUUUGAACUCUCGGUCCCACUUUCGGCCGCCAUGUCUGAAGAAAGCGAGCCGAAGCACUUCCUGUACUCGCCCAUGGAGGGGCUGGAGAGGAACCGGGUCGGCUUCCAGCCGGAGGGAGAGGAGGGCUCCUCCCGCGGCGCCAUAGGUCAACUCCACCGCAUGGCCGCCGCCGCCUACAAGGGCUGCGGCCGGCGGGACGGGGGCGGCCACGAGCGCCCGGCCUCCCCGCACAAAGACAGGAAGCGAGCGCGCGCGCCCUCGCACGAGGACGUCGAGAUGGGGGGCAGCGGCUCGAGCGGCAGCGGGACCGAGUCGCACGGCAAGGACUCCGCCCUCACGGAGUCCUCGGGCAGCAACCAGAGCUCAAACUCUCACAGUCUGUCGCCGCCCAGCAGCUCCAACGCCUUCAGUCUGGUGAGCUCCGAGCAGGACAACCCUUCGACCAGCGGCUGCAGCAGCGAACAGUCCGCCAAAGCCAAGACUCAGAAGGAGCUCUUCAAGACCCUCAAGGAGCUGAAGAUGCACCUGCCGUCGGAAAAGCGAAGCAAGGGCAAGCCGAGCACAGUCAACUCGCUGAAAUACGCGCUGCGCUGCGUCAAACAGGUGAAAGCAAAUGAAGAAUACUAUCAGAUGCUGAUGACGAAGGACAGCCAGCCGCCGGGGUUCGAUGUCUCGUCCUACACCAUCGAGGAGAUCAACAGCAUCACCUCCGAGUACACCCUGAAAAACAAUGAUAUUUUCGCCGUAGCCGUCUCGCUCAUCACGGGCAAAAUAGUUUACAUCUCGGACCAGGCGGCGUCCAUCUUGAACUGCAAGCGCGAAGUGUUUAACAACGCCAAGUUCGUGGAGUUCCUGGCGCCGCAGGACGUCAGCGUGUUCUACAGCUUCACCACGCCCGACCGCCUGCCCUCGUGGAGCAUGUGCACCGGAGCAGACUCGUCUCCCAUGGAGUGCAUGCAGGAGAAAUCCUUCUUUUGCCGUAUCAGUGGUAAGGCGCGUGAAGGAGAUCUGCAGUACUAUCCUUUCCGCAUGACUCCCUACCGGAUGAAAGUCCAGGAUGCCGAGCUGGGCGAGGAGCAGUUCUGCUGCCUCCUGCUGGCCGAGAGGGUGCACUCCGGUUACGAAGCACCCAGAAUCCCCGCUGACAAGCGCGUCUUCACCACCACACACACACCUAACUGUGUGUUCCAGGAUGUGGAUGAGAGGGCCGUUCCUCUGUUGGGUUACCUCCCUCAGGACCUGAUCGGGACCCCCGUGCUGCUCAAUCUGCACCCGAGUGACCGGCACUUGAUGCUGGCCGUGCAUCGGAAAAUUCUGCAGUCUGCCGGCCAGCCGUCCGACCGCUCCUCGAUCCGCUUCUGUGCGCGAAACGGCGAGUACGUCACCAUCGACACCAGCUGGUCCAGCUUCGUCAACCCCUGGAGUCGCAAGGUCUCCUUUGUCAUCGGCAGGCACAAAGUACGCAUGGGUCCUGUGAAUGAAGACGUGUUUGCAGCACCGGCUUUUCACGGAGGCAAGAACAUAGACUCGGACAUCCAAAUUAGUGAACAGAUCCACAAGCUGCUGCUCCAGCCGGUCCACAACAUGGGCUCCAGCGGCUACGGCAGCAACGGUUCCCACGAGCAGCUGCUGAGCAUCGGCUCGUCCAGCGAGAGCAACGGGAACGCGGCGGAGGAGGCGAACAAGGCCACGCCUCCCAGGACGUUCCGGGAGAUCUGUAAAGGGGUCCACAUGCUGAAGAACCAGGACUCCCAGGUCGACCUGCUCUCCCCACCUCCUUCGCCCUCGUGGUCGACGUCCAAGCCGGAGCAGAAGAAGACCGCUGACGCCUCUCGGAAGAGUCCAGCGAUGCGUCUGAAAGACUCGCCGCCCCCUCUGCAGGUCAGAGACGGUACUGCAGCCAGCGUGGAGGACUUGACAUGGAACGACCUCUGCUCCUACCAGCAGAUCAGCUGCCUCGACAGUGUCAUCAGGUACCUGGAGAGUUGCAACGUCCCCAUCACAGCGAAGAGGAAGUACCAGUUCUCCACCAACGCCACCUCCUCCAACUCGGAUGACGACAAGAAGGGCUCAGAGGAUUGCAUGCAGGUGUCUCGGGACAUCAACCAAGACGCCACGCCCGGCCCGUCAAACAUGAAGGCACUUAAGAAGCCGCUCACCCUGCUCAACAAGGCCGAGAGAGUGGUGUCCAUCACCUCACAGUGCAGCUACAGCAGGACCAUCGUCCACGUUGGAGACAAGAAGCCUCAGCCGGAGUCCGAGAUUAUCGAGGAUGUGGCAGAGAGAGUGGCGCCCCCGGCCCUGCACGCCAGCGUGGUGUCCCCGCCCAGUCAGGAGGAGGAGGCCUACAAGCGUCUGGGUCUGACCAAGCAGGUGCUGGCUGCGCACACCCAGAAAGAAGAGCAGGCUUAUCUCCACCGCUGCCGAGAGCUCCACAACGCCCGGACCGUCCAGAUGGACAGCUUCACGUACCUGUACGAGCAGAGAGGUCCAGCUAACGCUGAAGACUCCGCUGCACGACGAGGUGGAACCAAACAUGGCCCCACCAGGCCUGAGCCGACUGCCAAGAGAUGCAACCGCAACAGGAAGUCCAAGAAGCCGAGGAUGAAGCAUCAGGAUUCGUCGGACAGCGGCGUAUCAAACCGCAAACGCCGGCCCCCGCUCCAGAGUCUCAACCAAACCUCAUGGUCCGUGUCGGAAGUGUCCGAGUCGGCCUUUAAUGUCUCCUACCCGGCCAUGGUGCCCGCCUACCCGCUCUAUCCCACCGCACCUGCAGCCUCAGCUCAGGCCCCUUCCCUGUCCGCAGGCUUUGGAGAGGGACAGAGCACCCGAUCCCUAUCGACCAACGCUCCGUUUGGUGCCCCCAUUGUUACACCUGUGGUGGCUCUGGUGCUACCCAAUUACCUCUUCCCCCAAGUCGGGCAGUUGGGUCAGAACGGGCAGCUAGCGGCUGCUCCUAGACCGGCGUUUUUCCCUGAGCAGACCCAGACGCAGUCUGCGUACGCAACCCCACAGCCAGCCUUCGCCAUGCAAACACAGACACCCUACAUCGGCCAACCGCCGUUCCCCGUGCAGACUGCCUUUACCCCCCAGGUGCCCUUCACUGCCCCGCAGCCUUUCCAAGCCACACAGACCCCCUUCACCACAGUGCCACCUUUCCAAACCACUCAGACCCCCUUCACCACAGUGCCACCAUUCCAAACCACUCAGACCACCUUCACCACAGUGCCACCUUUCCAAACCACUAAGACCACCUUCACCACAGUGCCACCUUUCCAAACCACUCAGACCACCUUCACCACAGUGCCACCUUUCCAAACCACUCAGACCACCUUCACCACAGUGCCACCAUUCCAAACCACCCAGACUCCCUUCACUACUGCGCGGCCUUUCCAUGCCCCUCAGACUGCCUACACUCGGACUGCCUACACUACCCAGCGGCAUUUCGCGGCGCAGCUUCCUUUCCCGGUACGGACUCAGUUUGGGACUCGACCCCUGUAUCCAGCUCAGCCGUUCCCCUACAGCCUCGCCCCCGAGCCACCCAAAUCCACGGCCACGGAGAUCCGAGAGGGGCCGUCGUCACGCCCCUCCACACCGGCCUCCGGAGUGCGGGAGCCCACCGCGUCGCCGCCGCCGUUUGAGUCGCGGUGCAGCUCGCCCCUGCAGCUCAAUCUGCUGAGCAUGGAGGAUAGCACCGCGUCGCUUGCAGGUCGCUCAGCCAGAGAAUUGAGGGCAGCCGGGGAGAAGAUCGCGAAACGCCAACAGGUGGAGCCUGCAGGAGAUGGGGCUCACAGUAACUCCUCGUCCUGCGACUUGUUGGGCCUCAUGCUGCAGGAAGAUUCUCACUCCGGGACCGGAUCAGCCACUUCCGGUUCCACAGGCUCCGGGUCGGGCUCCGGGUUGGGCUCCGGGUCAGGCUUAGGCUGCAACGGCAGUGGUACAUCAGCUAGUGGAGCUUCUGGCUGCCGAAUAGACAAGGAGAGGCUGAGGCAGAUGCAGAAGAGCCAGCCACACUUCAGCGGCGAGAGCUCGUGGAGGAGCACCCUUGGAUGAGGAGGGGGGGUCUGCCUGUUGCCGUCAAUGUGAAGGAGUGUGUGUACUGUGAAGACACAGUGGCGGCGCCCAUCGAAGAGAACCUGUCGCACAUGGAAAUGAGCGGGCUCAGCGGAGAGGGCCA
Messenger RNA from Pseudoliparis swirei, 4364 nucleotides. RefSeq names its product period circadian protein homolog 2-like. Gene Ontology annotation, cellular component: cytoplasm; nucleus. Lineage: Eukaryota; Metazoa; Chordata; Actinopteri; Perciformes; Liparidae. The record is from RefSeq and is a predicted model, not a curated record. Gene Ontology annotation, biological process: negative regulation of transcription by RNA polymerase II; entrainment of circadian clock by photoperiod; circadian regulation of gene expression. The transcript is spliced from 21 exons. The coding region runs from base 218 to 4240 and encodes 1340 amino acids. Gene Ontology annotation, molecular function: transcription corepressor binding; transcription cis-regulatory region binding.